AUGCUCGCUUCGCGUCUUUACAGAGCUCUACCCCGAGCUACCCCCCUGGCAGCCCGUCAGGCGGCCUUCAGAGCCCCUUUGGCAUCCAGAUUCGCUCGCUUCGAGUCGACUGCUGCUUCUGAGGGUGAACAAAAGGUUCAGGGCUCCGUCAUUGGUAUCGACCUGGGUACUACCAACUCCGCUGUCGCCAUCAUGGAGGGCAAGGUCCCUCGCAUCAUCGAAAACUCCGAGGGUGCCCGCACAACCCCCUCGGUUGUCGCCUUCGCCGAGGAUGGUGAGCGCCUUGUCGGUGUCGCCGCCAAGCGCCAGGCCGUCGUCAACCCCGAAAACACUCUUUUCGCUACCAAGAGAUUGAUCGGUCGCAAGUUCACCGAUGCUGAGGUUCAGCGCGAUAUCAAGGAGGUCCCCUACAAGAUCGUCCAGCACAGCAAUGGCGACGCCUGGGUAUCUGCUCGCGACCAGAAGUACUCUCCCUCUCAAAUUGGUGGCUUCGUCCUCAACAAGAUGAAGGAGACUGCUGAGGCUUACCUUUCCAAGCCCAUCAAGAAUGCUGUCGUAACCGUCCCUGCCUACUUCAACGACGCUCAGCGCCAGAGCACCAAGGAUGCUGGUCAGAUUGCCGGCCUCAACGUCCUUCGCGUAGUUAACGAGCCUACCGCUGCUGCUCUCGCCUACGGCCUGGAGAAGGAGGCUGACCGCAUCGUCGCUGUUUACGAUCUUGGCGGUGGCACCUUCGAUAUCUCUAUCCUUGAGAUCCAAAACGGUGUCUUCGAGGUCAAGUCCACCAACGGUGACACGCACCUUGGUGGUGAGGAUUUCGACAUCCACUUGGUCCGCCAUCUGGUUGCCGACUUCAAGAAGACGUCCGGUCUCGAUCUCUCUGGUGAUCGCAUGGCUAUCCAGCGUAUUCGUGAGGCAGCUGAAAAGGCCAAGAUCGAGCUUUCUUCCUCUCUCCAGACCGACAUCAACCUGCCCUUCAUCACCGCCGACGCCUCUGGCCCCAAGCACAUCAACAUGAAGCUCUCUCGCGCUCAGCUCGAGAAGAUGGUUGACCCCCUUAUCAGCCGCACUAUCGAGCCCGUUCGCAAGGCCCUCAAGGACGCCAACCUCCAGGCCAAGGAGAUUCAGGAGGUCAUUCUCGUUGGUGGCAUGACCCGUAUGCCCAAGGUCGCCGAGUCUGUCAAGGGAAUCUUCGGUCGCGACCCUGCCAAGUCGGUUAACCCCGAUGAGGCUGUUGCCAUUGGUGCCGCUAUUCAAGGUGCUGUCCUCUCCGGCGAGGUUAAGGAUCUCCUCCUCCUCGAUGUUACUCCCCUCUCUCUUGGUAUUGAGACCCUCGGUGGAGUUUUCACUCGUCUGAUCAACCGCAAUACCACUAUUCCUACCAAGAAGUCUCAGGUCUUCUCUACCGCCGCUGAUUUCCAGACUGCUGUCGAGAUCAAGGUCUAUCAGGGUGAGCGUGAGCUCGUCAAGGACAACAAGCUCCUCGGCAACUUCCAGCUUGUCGGUAUUCCUCCCGCCCAUCGUGGUGUUCCCCAGGUUGAGGUUACCUUCGAUAUCGAUGCCGACUCCAUCGUUCACGUCCACGCCAAGGACAAGUCCACCAACAAGGACCAGUCCAUCACCAUCGCCUCCGGCUCCGGUCUUUCUGACAACGAGAUUCAGCAGAUGGUUGAGGACUCCGAGAAGUACGCCGAUGCUGAUAAGGAGCGCAAGCUCGCCAUUGAGGCCGCCAAUCGCGCCGACUCUGUCCUUAACGAUACCGAGCGCGCCCUGAACGAGUAUGCCGACAAGCUUGACAAGACCGAGGCCGACGGUAUCAAGGAGAAGAUUACUGCUCUUCGUGAGUUUAUCGCCAAGAGUCAGUCCGGUGAGGGCACCGCUACCGCUGCUGAGAUCAAGGAGAAGACCGAUGAGCUCCAGGUUGCCAGCUUGAACCUCUUCGACAAGAUGCAUAAAGCCCGCAACGAGGCUAGCUCGGGCGAGCAGGCUUCUGGCGAGCAGCAGCAGUCCACCGAGGGCGAGAAGAAGGACGAGAACAAGCCUUAA
Messenger RNA from Beauveria bassiana ARSEF 2860, 2046 nucleotides. RefSeq names its product hsp70-like protein. Gene Ontology annotation, molecular function: misfolded protein binding; ATP binding; ATP hydrolysis activity. NCBI's taxonomy places the organism in Eukaryota, Fungi, Ascomycota, Sordariomycetes, Hypocreales, Cordycipitaceae. Gene Ontology annotation, biological process: protein refolding; cellular response to unfolded protein. The transcript is spliced from 3 exons. Gene Ontology annotation, cellular component: mitochondrion; cytoplasm. The record is from RefSeq and is a predicted model, not a curated record. The coding region runs from base 1 to 2046 and encodes 681 amino acids.